Messenger RNA from Asparagus officinalis (garden asparagus), 1689 nucleotides. Its product is annotated as protein ROOT PRIMORDIUM DEFECTIVE 1. NCBI's taxonomy places the organism in Eukaryota, Viridiplantae, Streptophyta, Magnoliopsida, Asparagales, Asparagaceae. Gene Ontology annotation, molecular function: RNA binding. The coding region runs from base 159 to 1382 and encodes 407 amino acids. The record is from RefSeq and is a predicted model, not a curated record. The transcript has a single exon.
CUCCAAAUUUCGGGAGAUUUUGUGAAAUUUAUCCAUUGAAGUACCUUAUCGGAUUCAAAUCCCAUCAUCAUUCAAGAUCCGAACCGCGUCUCUUUUACAGUCUUCCCCCUCAGUUCCAGUACAACGCCCUCCAUCUCACUCGCUUUUCCUCCCCCCGAAUGCCUCUCAAAACCCUACUAAACCCUAAAAUCUCCCGCCUCUCUCAAAACCCAAACCCUAAAUCUCUCUCCUCCUUCAUCCAAACCUCCUCAGUCUCAAGUCUGAAGGUCGCAUGGCGAAAGGACACUCCCCUCGACUCCGCCAUCGAAUCCGACAAGCGAUACAACCUCAUCUCUCGCGUCGUCCGCGAGGUCCUCAACGAGCCAGGCCGCGUGAUCCCAUUGCGAUACCUCGAGAAACGACGAGAGCGCCUCAAACUCCCUGUAAAGGUCAAAACUUUCCUCUCUCGUUACCCUCUCUUGUUCGAUACCUAUCCCGAUCGAAUCAAGCCCAAAUCCGAGCUCGUCCCCUUUCUCCGCCCUUCUGAUCGCUUGAAUUCGUUUCUGAAAGAAGAAUCUGAGAUCAGAUCGAGGUGGGAGGCACGAACUUUGUCAAAAGUUUGUAAAUUGCUGAUGAUGUCGAAGGAUAAGGUUAUAAAUGCGGAGAAAUUGCUUAAUGUGAAGAGGGAUUUCGGGCUUCCCGAUGACUUGUUGGUUAAUUUGGUGCCUAAGUACCCUGAUUUGAUUAGAUUGGUUGGGUGCCCUGGUGAAGGGAAGUCAUUUUUGGAGUUGGUUUCUUGGAAUGAGGAUUUUGCAAAGUCAGUGAUCGAAAAGAGAGCGGAGGAGGAAUCAGAACUCACUGGGAUUAGAAUGAGGCCUAAUUUCAAUGUUAACCUUCCACCGGGUUUUUAUUUGAGAAAAGAGAUGAGAGAGUGGCUUCGAGAUUGGCUAGAAUUGCCUUACGUUUCACCUUAUGCUGAUGCUUCGGGGCUUAGUCAGGCUUCACCAGAGAUGGAGAAGAGAACGGUGGGCGUUAUGCACGAGUUGCUGUCAAUGACCCUUUCAAAGAGAAUGGCAGUGCCUGUAAUUGGGAAGUUCUGUGAGGAGUUCAGAUUUUCGAAUGCGUUUGGCAAUACAUUUACUAGGCAUUCAGGGAUAUUUUAUGUGUCACUGAAAGGAGGAAUUAAAACGGCGAUGUUGAGGGAAGCGUAUGAUAAGGGGGUAUUGAUUGAUAAGGAUCCAUUGCUCGAGAUUAAGGAUAAGUUUUUGGAGGUUGUGGAGGAAGGGUAUCGGGACUGGCAGGAGAGGAUGAAGAUGAGAAGGGAGCAGAUACAGAAGGAUUUGGAGUUGGCAGCAAAGAGGAAUGCAGAGAUAUCUGAGGAAGAGGAUAAUGAAUUGAUCUGAUUUUGUUGGAGUUGUCUGAAUUGGGUGAUGAACACUUUCAUCUACAUUGUGUGAAGUUUGAGGGAAGGUAAAUUCUUGUUCUGAUUUAGAUUGGAGAUGCAUUGGCCUUUGUAGACGGGCUGUACUAUUUAUUCAUGAUAAGGGGCUGUGAUCAAAUUUCUCUGCCAAUGUUGUGCCAUAGAUUCCUAGAGGAGAGAAGUGAUUGUAAGUUCUCAUCUCCCCUUAUUUAAUCACUCCUAAUUAAUUAUUCAUAAUCAUACAUUUAGUAUGAAUGGAAUAUUAAGGUCGAUAACAUGUUAAUAAGUUA